CUGCAGGCCCCAACACAUGGGGCUACAUCCCAUUAUUUAUAUUAAGUAGCCUAUAUAAAAUUCAAACUGUGAUGAGAAAAGUGUGUUAUUGCUAUUAUCUGGAUAACUGUUUACUUUUUGAUCAAAACAUGCACUGAACUUUUCUCCAUGUUCUUCUGUUUAGCAUUUGAUUCACUGAGUUUUGAUCAGCUAACCCCAUGAUUCAAAGCUACAACGAAAGGAAAUUAAAUAUUGUUUGACUAAUGUGUUUCUCUUCCAGGUGUCAUACAUAUUGUGAACCCUAGUCGAUGGAUUUAUUACCUUUAAUACAAGAAUAUUUUACCUGUACUUUCUCCAUAGGCUAGAAAUCUUGAAGCAUGGGCGACUGGAGCUUUCUGGGGCGGCUGUUGGAGAACGCUCAGGAGCACUCAACGGUCAUCGGCAAAGUCUGGCUGACUGUCCUCUUCAUCUUCAGGAUCCUGGUGCUGGGGGCUGCGGCUGAAGAGGUCUGGGGCGAUGAGCAGUCUGACUUCACCUGUAACACCCAACAGCCUGGUUGCGAGAACGUCUGCUAUGAUGAGGCGUUCCCCAUCUCACAUAUCCGCUUCUGGGUGCUGCAGAUCAUCUUCGUGUCCACACCGACUCUUAUCUACCUGGGCCACGUGCUACACAUCGUCCGCAUGGAGGAGAAGCGGAAAGAGAAGGAAGAGGAGAUGCGCAAAGCAAACAGGUUCCAAGAGGAGAAAGAACUCCUUUAUAGAAAUGGUGGCGAUGCUAGAGGAGGAGGAGGCGGCAAGAAGCAGAAGCCACCAAUCAGGGACGAGCAUGGCAAAAUUCGUAUCAGAGGUGCAUUGCUGCGUACCUAUGUGUUCAACAUUAUUUUCAAGACCCUGUUUGAAGUGGGAUUCAUUUUGGGCCAGUAUUUACUCUAUGGCUUCCAGCUGAGGCCCCUGUACAAGUGUGCACGUUGGCCCUGCCCCAACACCGUUGACUGCUUCAUAUCGAGGCCCACUGAAAAGACUAUUUUUAUUAUAUUUAUGCUUGUGGUGGCUUGCGUGUCUCUUUUGCUGAAUUUGUUAGAGAUCUAUCACCUUGGAUGGAAGAAAGUUAAACAGGGCAUGACAAAUGAGUUUGCCCCCGAACAUGAGUCGCUGCGCCGCGUCGACAUUGCAGAGCCUGAGUGUUUGGCCUCGGCCUCCAGAACUGCCCCUUCCAGCCUCAGUUACCCUCCUAACUACACAGAUGUGACGGCAGGCAGCGGGGCGUUCCUGCCGCCCAUGGGGCCGGCAGCCGUGCCCUCAGCAGCAGAGUUCAAAAUGGACGACCUCCAGCAGGAGGAGUCCCUCCGCCAGCCCUCCCCCUCUUCCCACUACUACAUCAGCAACAACAACAAUCACAGGCUGGCCACGCAGCAGAACUGGGCCAACCUGGCCACCGAGCAGCAGACUCGGGAGAUGAAGGCCACCUCCCCCUCCCCAUCCUCCUCUUCCUCCACCAGCACCGAGAAUGGGCAGCAGCAGCAGCAGCAGCCCAUCAAUGCUGCACUGCCCCUUCCAACCAGCAACACCACCAGUAACACCAACAUCACCAACACAACUGCCACUGCGGCCUCCAGCAGCAGCAGCCCUGGCACCGCCUCUAACGCAGGCAGCUGGAGUGGGGGCAAGAGCGAGCAGGAGGAAGGCCACGUCACCACCACCACAGUGGAGAUGCACAAGCCUCCAGUAACGGUCAGCACAGACCCUCGGCGGCUCAGUCGGGCCAGCAAGAGCAGCAGCAUCAGGGCCAGGCCAAGCGACCUGGCUGUCUAAAUCUCUUAAGCCCUUUCAUGUCCCUUAACCCUCCCUGACCAACACCCCGCUUCCUCCAACCCCAAUCCCCAAACACAGUGAUUCUCAGACAAAAAAAUAUCACAUGCAUAAAGCAAAAAAAAACAAAAAAGAAAGAAAAAAAAAAGAAUUCAAGGCGACAAGAGACAGGAAAACAGAACGGCAGAAAAUGUUUAGGCAAAUGUGAAAUGACUUGAUCAGCAGCCGCCAUUGAUUUAGUGCAAUCGGUGAGUUGCAGAGUAGUUAAGGCAAGUUUUGUUUGGAUGGGCAUAAUUGAUGCACACAAAAUGUGAUCAGGCAGUGUAAUGAAGUCAGAAGGCUCCGCUCACAGCGGUAGAUGGAGCGAAGGACAUUGUGAUGUCAUAAUUUUUCAUCAAAAUGAGCACAUCUCACGUGUCUCAUUAACGAGUUUGGCUUGGGGGAGAGAUUUUAUGGUGUUUCUCUAUUUAUCUUCUUUUUGUCGAGCCUAAAGGACUAACUAUUCCAAAUGAAAAUCAACAUGGUCAGAUAACUGGAUAUAUUUUAUUUUAUCUGGUGAGAGCGCAGGAGGCUGGCAUUGUCGUACAGAUCAGUGAUUUGAUGUGUAGCCAGACAAUUCACUGAUAUCUUGAUCAUCAUUUUUACCUGGUUUCACAGUGAAAUUGGCAGCGCAAACAUGCACUGCGUGUUGCACUACAUGUCAAUAGCCUGUUCCAGCACUGUUCCUUGGACCUGGAAGGUCUUUCGCAGCAGCACUUCCUGAAUUUUACCAAACAAACACCUGUUGUGUUAAACAUCAUUCAUCCACAAAGACAUUACAUGUAUUGUGUGCCUGUAGUUGUGCAUGCCAGUAUGUGGAGCCCUACAACUCACCGAUUCAUUGACAAAUUCACAUAGUAAAGUUGGCUAGCUUGGUUUUUCCCAUGAUCCACUGCAUCACCUCCAACAGAGAUGGAAUGGAUAGAAAUGGACUGAUGUGAUAUGCCCAGAGUCCUCAGAAAAACUGCUGGUAAAAGUCAUCCCCUUGAUUCCCAGGAUGUACGUGGGUCUCUACGAACACUGCAUUGUCAAAAACAUAGAGAUCAAAACGUUCCCACCAUGCUGUUAGUUUACAAAAGAGGAAAAUAGGAGCAGAGUCCCUUACGCCUGCCUCUGUCAGCGUCGCCUUCAGUCAGCAUGUCUGAAAAGAAAAAAAGUUCUCCACUAACUGCACAAAUGAGAAGACAUUGCUUUCAAACAAUCUUGGAAAUAUUGUGCAUAUACAUUGCAGACACCAUCUUAUAUAAAGAAUAACAAAUUCUCCUUGUUCAUUCAGAAAAACAACCCCCCAAAGCUCCUAGGUUAGACUUGAAACUGCUUUUUUUUGUGUUCACCCUCAAACCUCAUUUUAAUCAACACACCUAAAGAUUGAGAGCAACUUUGCAAAUGAUUUUCACCAUCACACAUUUCAUGUGCUUCUUCAUUGGUUUUAUUCUGAAAAGUGCUAUUUUUUUAAAACUGAAUUGAAUUUUACUUAUAAAUUGCAUACUUGUAGUAGUCAGUUUGUGAUUGCGAAACAGUUACAAUUAAAAAAGACUAAAUGACUGGCGUUGCGAGUAUCAAAACGCCAUGGUGCAGUCGACCUUGACGGCUUCCAUUUUGUUGUGUUCAUCUUGAUUCUUAGAGAACUUUAGAAACCCAAACUUUUAACUGAAUUCAUCAGCAGCUGCAGUCCUCUGUCUCUGUCGUGUUACUGUGCUGUUUGUUUGAUUUUUGUUUUUCAACAACCUUAAUCCACUGUAUUAUCCUGUGAGUUCACCUCUGGGGCAGAGUUGCAAAUACACACUGUUUACACACUGUUUUCACUGUGUGAAAACUCAGUAAUCUGCAUUGGACAUAUUGCACUCACAGGGCAACCAACACGAUUAACUACUAAUAUGUUUGUGCACAGUAUUUUAUAAGAACAGUACUUUUCCAGCAGUUAAUGUGCAGGUUAAUACACUGGAGUAAGAGCAAUGUA
This is a messenger RNA of Micropterus salmoides (largemouth bass), 3786 nucleotides long. Its product is annotated as gap junction alpha-3 protein-like. Lineage: Eukaryota; Metazoa; Chordata; Actinopteri; Centrarchiformes; Centrarchidae. Gene Ontology annotation, cellular component: connexin complex. Bases 357 to 1790 code for a protein of 477 amino acids. The record is from RefSeq and is a predicted model, not a curated record. The transcript is spliced from 2 exons. Gene Ontology annotation, biological process: cell communication.